Messenger RNA from Lolium rigidum, 1956 nucleotides. RefSeq names its product cation transporter HKT4-like. The record is from RefSeq and is a predicted model, not a curated record. Gene Ontology annotation, cellular component: plasma membrane. Gene Ontology annotation, biological process: monoatomic cation transport; transmembrane transport. Bases 117 to 1826 code for a protein of 569 amino acids. NCBI's taxonomy places the organism in Eukaryota, Viridiplantae, Streptophyta, Magnoliopsida, Poales, Poaceae. The transcript has 3 exons. Gene Ontology annotation, molecular function: monoatomic cation transmembrane transporter activity.
AUCAACCUGGGCAGUGCUUGCAGGGGGAAUACUUAAUGCACAACACACCAUGAAAACAGCUUCCAGUUGCCAACUCCAGCACUUGUAAGUCGGAACUCAAAAGCCCACAAACCUCAAUGCAUCGAUUCAGUUCAGUCGUAGUUACCUUGCAGAAUCUGCCACCACACAUAGCCAUGAAGCUCUCAAUAUCCAAUUUUGAAGCAUUUAGAACUAGCAAGGAGAAAGUGAAGCAUUUCCAUGAGUUUUUGUCCAGAAGGCUAGGUUUUCUCUCCAAGUGUACAUCAAAAUUGUUCAGACGCUCUUACCAGUUUCUGGUCUUCAAAAGCAAUCCUUUGAUAGUCCAGCUUAUUUACUUCAUGUCGAUAUCCUUUGCUGGUUUUCUUGCCCUGAAGAAUCUCAAGUCCCUGAAUAAGCCAACUCGAAGGAACUUGGAUCUGAUGUUCACCUCCGUGUCCACAGUGACAGUGUCAAGCAUGGCAACAGUUGAGAUGGAGGACUUCUCCGACCAGCAGCUCUGGGUUUUGAUCAUAUUGAUGAUAUUAGGAGGAGAAGUGUUCACUUCAAUACUAGGGCUGCACUUCAAAAAUGCUAGGGCCAAUACUGAUGAUGCCCUCCAGAGAAGAUUGGCUUUCAUAAGCAGGGACAUUGAAUCCUCCGAUGUUUUUAAUAACAAUCAGAAUAAUAUCGAAGGCAUCCAGUCAGAGGCAACCAUGCCACACAGUCAGGUAGAGGGAAUGAAUCAGAACUCCCGCAAUAUUUUAGCUCAUGUAGUGACAGGCUACUUCAUAGCAGCAAUUUUGUGCGGCUUUGUAGUCAUUGUCAUCUACCUGUGGAUUGACUCUGAUGCAAGACAUCUACUGAAGAAUAAAGAUAUCAAGAUAUGGACCUUCUCGGUCUUCACAGCAAUAUCUUCGUUUGCAAACUGCGGCUUCACUCCGGUAAAUCAUAACAUGGCGAUUUUCAGAAAUAAACCCACUUUUCUGCUUCUAGUUACCCCACAGAUUCUAGUAGGCAACACUUUGUUUGCACCACUGUUGAGGUUAAGCAUAUGGGCCUUGGGAAAGGUCAGCAAAAGAGAAGAAUAUGCUUACAUCCUUCGGCACCCAAAGGAGAUUGGAUACAGGCAUUUGCGAACACAUAAGAAUUCUGUCUACUUGGUUCUGACUGGAGUUUUGCUAAUUCUGCUGCAAGCAGUGUGUCUUUGUUAUUUUGAGUCGGAUUCAAAGGCCUUCAAGGGAAUGAAAUGGUUCCAGAAAUUGGUAGCCUCGGUGUUCCAGGGUGCUAGUUCAAGACAUGCCGGUGAAACUGUCAUUGACAUCUCAGGCCUUUCGCCGCCAAUUUUGGUGAUAUUUGCAGCUGUCAUGUACCUUCCUUCUGGUACUUCAUUCCUCGCUACCAGUGGUGAAAGUCAAACCUUGACAGAUAAAGAGGAAAAUCCAAAUAACCAAGCAACAUGGGAGAAGUUUGUCAUUACCAAGCCUGCUUGUUUAGCAAUAUUCACAAUUUUGGCAUGUAUAACUGAAAGGAAGUCAAUGUCCGCCGAUCCACUCAAUUUCAGCAUGUUCAGCGUAAUAUUUGAAGUGAUCAGCGCCUACGGCAAUGUUGGCUACUCCCUCGGGUACAGCUGCAACAAGUUAUUGAAGCCUGACGCCACAUGCAGAGAUGCUUCGUAUGGUUUUGUCGGCAGGUGGUCUGAUGAAGGAAGGCUCAUCAUCAUCUUGGUGAUGUUCCUGGGAAGGUUCAAAACGUUCAGACUCAAAAGGAAGAAACCACUGAAUGUGCAUCCACGUAGAACACAACAUCAGAGGCCAGAAGUGGUUGGAUAGUAGUAUGAUGUUAGAAUCUUUUUUUAUGAACAUAAGACAACUCUGAGUUUGUAAAUCUGUUCACUGCCAGCGCUUUGCGCGUGAGAGGGACACACCCAUCUCUAAAAUGGAGACCUCGAAAGUUGUGCUC